Suillus subalutaceus is the source of this 1472-nucleotide messenger RNA. RefSeq lists its product as uncharacterized. The record is from RefSeq and is a predicted model, not a curated record. Bases 332 to 1120 code for a protein of 262 amino acids. Lineage: Eukaryota; Fungi; Basidiomycota; Agaricomycetes; Boletales; Suillaceae. The transcript has a single exon.
GCGAGAGCUAUGCAUAUGAUGUCAUUUUCAGAUCGCUCUCACAAGACAAAGUCCAUCCUGAAGCUGCAUUCACUUCCGUGAAAGCACUCAACAAUGAGGUCGACUCGGAGUCACUCAACCAAUACACUCUGAGAUCCUCGAUUUUCGAGGACUAUUAUGGUGUUUUGUUUAUCAACAAAGCAAAUAGUAGAGUGGCCGACUUUUUGCAAAUUUGGAACUGGAAAUCAAAGGACACUUUUCAGGUCAGUGAAUCUGCUGGCAUUGUUUUUUGUGACUGAUGAAUCAUCUGGACUUGUAGUGCCUCGAAGUUUUUGAUCCAGCUUGCAACACCAUGAAUUUUGGUUUCCUGACAAAUGAAAAAAUUCUCGUCAGUAACGCGAGGGAAAUAUCGUUGUAUUCCUUCGUUCAUUCCCCCAAUGCCUUCCAACUUACCGCUAAAUUAUCGCUCCCUGCCUUGCACAGUUUCUUUGAAUACACAUGUAUCAGCUUCAGCUCCAUUCCAUUUCAUGCCUGCGCGCACAACCAAAUGAUCAGUCUUAGUAUGGACAUUUCAGGAAGGUUCCUCACUGAAAGUCCUUGCUUCACAUCUUAUAUCGAGCGCAAUACCCUCUUGAAACUCGAGGCCACCUACACGAGCCGCUAUGGUAAAGCAAGUGAAGACUCCCCUAAGCUACCUUGGUCCAGUUGGGGCCCAAAUCACACGCGGUCCUUCGAGGAGAGCUCAUUCGAUUCUUGCAAACACUCCGUCUUUGGCUUCCGGAGUGUAUCUUUGGUCGGCAACCGGCGGGAGUCGAAGAGACCACUAUGCAUCCGCGACUUUAACCCUCAUCGAGUAAUAGACUUCAAGGCCGGGAAUGGAACAAAAUGGAAUCAACGACUUAUCGAAGGCGGUAAGAUUUUGCCGGUUUCAGGGCUGUUCUUGGAGCCACUUGGGUCUGGUCUCCCGUAUAUUGAGACGAUCACUGAGGAGAAGUUCAUUUCGAGUAGUAUGACCAUGGAUGCAAAUAGGGUGACGCUGCUAUGCUUCGCAGUUGUGAGCUCAUUUGGGAUGCCGCACGCAGGUGAACAGAGCUCCGUUGAGGAACUUCUACAGGGUUUCGAAGUACUUGAUUUCGAGUAGUUAUUUACUUUGAGCUUCAUGUUACUUGAGCAUUUCCAUCCAUUUCGCGUCUAGCUUGCGUGUCGAGUAACCUAGGUCAAUACAUGUAUUUCCAAUACGCAUGGUUUGACUAUCGUCCUUGAGCAACUUGAUCUGAUAGUACAGAUCAUCCUUCACAAAGAGACACUCCGCAAAGGAGUUUAAGAAGGAAAAAAAUUGGAACAAGAACCAGUCCGAGAGUAGUCUGAAUCGAGUUUCACGAUCCACGAAGGAUACGCGAGCCACGAAGUGAACUCAAGGACGAACCAAUCCCAUCGUAAAAUAAUACAAUCAGUCGCGCCUCAUACGUAAGGAGUUGGAGUCUCCGGUACGG